Messenger RNA from Drosophila erecta, 2654 nucleotides. RefSeq names its product tudor domain-containing protein 3 (gene Tdrd3). Bases 66 to 2570 code for a protein of 834 amino acids. Gene Ontology annotation, biological process: mRNA processing. Lineage: Eukaryota; Metazoa; Arthropoda; Insecta; Diptera; Drosophilidae. The transcript has 4 exons. The record is from RefSeq and is a predicted model, not a curated record. Gene Ontology annotation, molecular function: protein binding; RNA binding. Gene Ontology annotation, cellular component: nucleus; cytoplasm.
UACACACAUCUAAUACUUUUUCCAUCUCUAGCCCGGAGUUGCAAAAAAAUCGUCUUCAUGAAAAAAUGGAAUUAGACAAGAAACUACGAGAAGUCGGGUGGCACCUGACAGAGGAGGGCCUUAAAACCGUGACUGCAGCCGUCGGCAGCGAGGAUGUUCGCAAAAUAGUCGAUGAUGCACUGAAUCGAGAUCUGCGCGAUAUAGGCGGUGGCGCACUGCCCGCGAAACGCGAAGAUGCCACUUUGCCUGGAAAAAUAGUGCUGCAGGUUCAGCGUGUGCGGAAUAUCGCCGCUCCCAAGGCGAAUGAGGAAUCGAAGGUGGCGCCACGCCUCCUUCAGUUGGAUCUGAGUGAUGGCCAGAACUCCAUACAGGCCUUGGAGCUGGAGCCAGUGACGCAGUUGAAUCUUAAUGUGGCUCCCGGCAGCAAGAUCUACUUUAAGGCCGAGAAACUGCAGCUGAUGCAGGGAUUCGUGCUGCUGAAGUCCAGCGAGAUUCAGCUGCUCGGCGGCCGUGUGGAUGCACUCUACGAGAAGUGGGAUCUGGCCAGGACCAUGCUGAGAUAUGCGCGCAGUGGGCGCCCAUUGAAUGGGACAUCAGCGCCACCCCCUUGGGUGGCAUUUGGCAGAAAAAUCGAUACCACCGCCGAAAGGGAAAAGGACUUUAAGAGCCUGGGCUCCUCGGGCGACAAGGAUAAGCCGGCGAAGGAGAACGAAGAGUUCAAUGCCAUGCGCACCGAGGCCAUUGCCGUCGCCACCAAGGCCGGCGGCAAGAAGGUAUUUGGCGGCGGUGGCCAGAACAUAAUCGAUCACAAUGUCAAGAAGAUCCUGGACAAGGGCUUCAGCGAGGAGGAGGCCCGCAGUGCCUUGCAUGCUACCCGAAACAACCUGGAGCGUGCCCUAUACAAUCUGAAAAGACGCAAGGAAGCUGGAGGUGUGGGUCCAGUCGAAUCCGUGGCUCGUCCGGGACGUGGAGAUCGUCCGCCCAGAGAGGGGAAGCGUGGUGCUAGCGCCAAGGACGAAGCAGAAGCAGCCAAGCCUGCUGCCAAUGCCACGCUGUUUGAUUUCCUAACCAAUAAACUGCCCGCCACGGAAACACCGGCCGCUAGCGUCGCAGAAACCUUUGCUGCCGCUCCAACUGCCCCACCCACUAUCAACCAUUUCAAUCCAUUCAAGCAAUAUGGAAACUCGCGGUUCGGCGAGUCCGAGAGCAGAUCUUUAGCUGUGGGCGGUGGAGGCAAAUUCGGAGAUCGUUCGAGGUUUGAGAACAACGUAUCGACCAGCUUUGCCGCACAUCGUGGUGGACAUGCAGGAUCAUCGCGAGGCGGUGGCCGUAGUCGAGGUGGCGGUAGGGACGAGAGGCCACCAAAGGAGGAGCGAGCCCACAGGGAAGACAGGCCUCCGAGGGAAGAAAAGCCGGCGAAAGAAGAGAGGCCACCUCGAGAGCGAGGAGGCUUCAAUGAACGUGGAACUGGACGUAACAAACCAGACACUGCAGCCGUAAAAACCUCAAAUCGCAAUGGCUCGGACACCGCGCCAGUGAAACAGAAUCCCGAGGUUAAACCAGAGCCAGAAGCAACCAAUGGAAAGGACCACACUGCCAAUCGACGUGGCAGCGAUCGGGGCAGCAAUCGUGGAGGCUCCAAUCGGGGAGAGAAUGGCAACGCUAAUGGCAACAGACGUAACAAGCAGGCAGCACCAAGCUCAGGUUCGGCGAGUUUAGCUGCAAAAACCUCAAAUAGCGCUGGCGAUGACUUCAACGCCCGUUUGACUAAGGUAACCGAGGAAGCAGCUAAUCUCAAGGUGAGCAGUGCUCCCAAGCGAGAGAAUCGCCGUAAGCAAGGAGGUCUGGGACAAGCGAAUCGCCAGGCGGGAACGGGCACAGAAACGCAGCAGCAGCCAGCACAGUUGCCUUCGCAGAAGCCAGAAAAGGCUCAACCCAACCAGAAGCAUCAGAAUCAGCAUCACAAUCCCAGGCAUAAUUCACACACGAACUACAGUCAAUUGGCGAAUGGCUACACGUACGAUCCCAGCAAGAUCAUGGGUUUCCAAAGCAAGGAGGCCAACGAGUUUGCCAUGAGCCUUCUAAAGAGCCAGGGUGUCACGAUGCCCAACCAACAGCAGCAGCAGCAGCAUCAGGAAUCGCCACCCAUGUCCUUUGGCCCCGUUUCGGCACCUGAUCCCCGUGCGCAACCUGCUCCAGUGGCUGUGCCACAGGCUGCGCCAAGGGAUCAGUUCGGUAUGCUGCCAGGCGACGCAUGGAUGUGGCAGAAGGGCGAUUUGUGCAUGGCCAAGUAUUGGGACGAUGGAAGGUAUUAUGAGGCUGAGAUCACGGGAGUGUCGGAGAAAACUUGCGUGGUCUUCUUUAUGGGCUAUGGAAACCACGAGGAGGUGUUGAAGGUCGACAUCCUGCCCAUCACUGAUGCCCAGAAUAGGCCCCUGAGCAACGCAGCGCAGCAGCAGCCGCAUCAGCAGCAGCAACCGCAUCAGCAGCAGCAACAUUCACGCUACCGCGGAGAUCGUCAGACGCAGCAGCAGCAAGUCUACGUGCCGCCCCACAAACGAGAGCAUUGAGACAGCAUAAAAGCAGCCUGUUUACAACGUAUUUAAAUCAAUUGAAAUGUUUCGAAUAAACAACUUUACAGUAUAUUGAAACUA